Molecule: messenger RNA, 2047 nt
Organism: Andrographis paniculata
Lineage: Eukaryota; Viridiplantae; Streptophyta; Magnoliopsida; Lamiales; Acanthaceae
Product: wall-associated receptor kinase-like 20
Exons: 3
Coding region: 120-2042 (640 amino acids)
Biological process (GO): protein phosphorylation
Molecular function (GO): ATP binding; protein kinase activity; polysaccharide binding
Source: RefSeq, a predicted model, not a curated record
AAUCUCCCAAACAGACAACCAUUUCCAAAUUCCACACAUAUAUAUAUAUAUAUAUACAUGCAUAUAUUAUUUAUAUCAUAUAUAAUGGAUGAUCUCGCUGCUGUGGCACAAUUUCCAUAAUGCUUCGUCUUCAAUUCCACCCAUUCCUCCUUCACUUCAUUCUCUUCUCAUCGGCUUCCGCCGCCGCCGCCGAACUGCGCUGCGGCCUCUGCGGCGGCGAGACGGCGGUGCCGUACCCAUUCAGCACCGCCGCCGACUGCGGCGACCAGGCCUACAAACUCCACUGCAAUUCCACAACCGCCGAACUCCAUUUCAUAUCCAACACGGGCGUGUUGUAUCCAAUCGAGUCCAUCUCCGCCGACUCCCGCCGGAUGAUUCUCCGGCCGCCGUCCCUAAUCCCCGGCGCCUGUUUAUCCGCCGAUUUCGCCGGCGGCGGCUUCCGCCUCGACGAAUCGCUGCCGUUCGAAAUCUCCGGCAGCAACACGAUUCUAUUACUGAAUUGCACUGAAAACACGCGGCAUUCGCCGAUCGACUGUUCGAACAAUUCCCCCUGCCGGACUUACACCGACAACGCGCCGCCGGCGGCCGCCUGUAAGAAGGCGGCGCCGCCGUGCUGCUCUUUUCAGACAGGCGGUUCGGACAAUGCGAGCAUUGUCCGAAUCGACGCCAAUGGCUGCUUGGCAUACCAAAGCUACGUCGAUUUGGAUCCGGCGCGGCCGUUUUCGGAAUGGCCAGCGCCGAGUUUGGAAGUGACGUGGACUGCGCCGUUAGAGCCUGUCUGCACGACGUCGUUAGACUGUAAUGUCCUGCCAUUCUCCGAGUGCUCGCCGGACCCCGCCGGCGGCCGUCAAAGAAGGUGCCUCUGUAAGAACGGCCGGAAUUGGGAUCCUGUAAAUGGCGAAUGUCAAGGAUGUCGUAAAGAGAAAGGCUGCAAACGCCACAAGAGCCAAGGUGCAAUCUAUGGAUCCGCGGCAGCGCUGAUUGCGAUCCUAGCCGUAAUCGGAUUCAUCGUGUCGCGACACCGGCAGCACAAAACCACCAUCGCCGCGGCGAGGAAGUCACUAAUCAAAGAGCGCGAGGAAAUCCUGUCCGCCAGCGCCAGCGGGACAUCGUCGAGGCUAUUUUCGGGGAAAGAAAUCAAGAGAGCGACCGACGAUUUCUGCAGCAAGAACUUACUCGGCUCCGGCGGGUUCGGCGAGGUUUUCCGGGGAAUCCUCGAGGACGGCACCGACAUCGCCGUCAAGCGAGCCAAGCCGGGUAACGCCAAAGGCACGGCGCAAGUCCUCAACGAGGUUCGGAUCCUCUGCCAGGUCAACCACCGCAGCCUCGUCCGAUUGCUCGGCUGCUGCGUCGACGACCUCGAGCAGCCGCUCCUGAUCUACGAGUACGUCCCGAACGGAACGCUCUUCGACCACUUGCAUCGACCCGAAACCCGCAAGAAAACGCCGCUGACGUGGCUGCAGCGGCUGCUCAUCGCCCACAAAACGGCGGACGGCCUUGCCUACCUCCACUCCUCCGCCGUGCCCCCGAUCUUCCACCGCGACGUCAAAUCGAGCAACAUACUCCUGGAAGACAACCUCGACGUUAAAGUGUCCGAUUUCGGGCUGUCGAGACUCGCCGAAAUUAGCGAAAACGAUUCGACUUACAUACACACCUCGGCUCAGGGCACGCUCGGGUACCUCGACCCCGAAUAUUACCUCAAUCUUCAGCUAACUGACAGGAGCGACGUCUACAGCUUCGGCGUCGUGCUGCUCGAGCUCCUCACCUGUAAAAAAGCCAUCGAUUUUAAUCGAGAAGAAGAGGAUGUUAACCUGGUGGUGUACAUGAAACGGAUUUUCCACGAAGACAAGCUCUUGUCCGUAAUCGAUCCAAUCCUUCGAGAUGGGGCGUCUGAAAUCGAAAUCGAGACAAUUAAAGCUGUUGGGAACCUCGCCGCCGCAUGUCUCGACGAUCGGAGGCAGAAUCGUCCUUCGAUGAAAGAAGUCGCCGAAGAGCUCCAAAUCAUCAUUAAUAUCAUCGCGGCAAACGCUUCGAAAACAUAGUCAGU